Messenger RNA from Rhopalosiphum maidis (corn leaf aphid), 2876 nucleotides. Its product is annotated as H/ACA ribonucleoprotein complex non-core subunit NAF1. The record is from RefSeq and is a predicted model, not a curated record. The coding region runs from base 227 to 1786 and encodes 519 amino acids. Gene Ontology annotation, biological process: pseudouridine synthesis; box H/ACA snoRNP assembly; ribosome biogenesis. Gene Ontology annotation, molecular function: RNA binding. The transcript is spliced from 8 exons. Gene Ontology annotation, cellular component: sno(s)RNA-containing ribonucleoprotein complex. NCBI's taxonomy places the organism in Eukaryota, Metazoa, Arthropoda, Insecta, Hemiptera, Aphididae.
GCCGACAAGUUGUGAAUGUGUUAAAAACUGUUUAAUAUUUACAUCAUAAUAAUAUAUUAUCGUUUUAAUAUUUCUGAAAAAUGUAACACAUAAUAUAUCAGUCUACACAUUUCACUCGUUUAUAUACGUUUUUUUGAAAACUUCUUAGCCCAACGCUCCAUACGCACUACCUUCAUCGUUUUAAGAUUCUUGUCCGUCCGAACAGUAGAACGAUAUCCUCAAUUAAAUGAUGGACGAUCAAAGUUCCGAUUCGUCUGGCAAAUGCAGUCCUGAUGUUAAUAACGAAAAAUUAAUUGUAAAUGGACUUUUUGGAAUCGCUGAUGAUGAAAAUAAAGUUGAGAAUACUACUGCCUCUCCGAAAAUUAAUGAUGAUAUUAAUAUGGAAACAGAAGAAGUAGUUGAAACUAUAAUUGACAAAGUUUGUAGUGAAAACGAUCUAUAUGUUAUAAAAACUACCAAUGAAAAAAAUCGUGAUGAUAAUAAUGAUGACUGUGUUCAGAAAUCCGAGAGUAAUUGUUUUGGUAGUCAUAUGUUAUGCCCAGAGUCAACUGUUUUGGAUCACACAGAACAACCAUCCUCAUUUGCUACAAUAUCUAAAACUUAUGAAAAAUCUAAAGAAUUUGAUGCUUCAAAAGACUUAGUUACAACACAAGAAAAUUUAAAAAUUUACAAUGAAUUGCAUGAAUCAGAUUCUAAAGCUGCUGUCGUAUUAUCCAAAGGCAAUUUACCAUCAACACUCUCUUUAAUUUCUACAAAUUACCAAGAUUCAAGUUCUGAUGACAGCGAUACUAGUGAUGAUGAUAAUUUCAAUAAUGACGAUCAAUUGAUUGAUUCUGAUAAUGAAAACAGCAUAAUUUCUGUAUCAUCUAAUACAUUUUCAAAAGAUUAUGUUAAAACCAAAGGAGAAUUAGAUAUUAGUGAUUUACCACCCAUUGAAGAUUUAAAAAUAUCAGUUGAUGAAGCCAAAUGUCAACCAGUUGGAUGUAUAAAAAAUGUUGUUGACACUUUAGUUAUUGUUGAAGCGUUUUUAAAUCAACCUGCAUUAGAUAUAGAUUCUGUACUAUUUGUGGAUCGGGGAAAACGAGCUUUAGGACGAAUAUUUGAUGUAUUUGGACCUGUUACAAAGCCUUUCUAUGCUGUCCGAUUCAACGAUUCUAACCAUAUAAAAACGUUUGACGUACAAAUUAAGGAACCUGUAUACUGUGCUCCUCAGACAGAAUACGCAAGCUAUGUUAUGGUUUCUCAGCUCAUGAAAAUUAAAGGAAGUGAUGCUUCCUGGAGAGACAAUAAUGAACCACCUUGUGAGUUUUUAGAUUAUUCUGACGAUGAAGCAGAAAAGUUAGCCAAGAAAAGUCGAAGACAGAAAAAAUGUACACAACCCUCAGGAGAAGGUGAUGAUAAAGUUAACAAAGAAAAGUCACCUGAUCCUCCCAGUCAAAGUGUUGUUAGGAAUAAUCCCACACCAAGGAGUAUGACACCACGUUCAUCAUUUCAGAAUUCCAAUAAUCGGACACAACAAACAUACAGCCCUCGUCCUCCCAAUUAUGGUUAUGGUCCCAGACAAUUCCCGACCUAUGCUCAGCAUUUGAGUUCAAUGGAAUACAGUCAAGCUUAUCGCCAACCAUAUAAUCCAUGGUAUUAUGAUCCAAUGUAUGCACCAAGACACAGCUAUCCACCUCCUCCUCCACCUCAUUUUAUGCCACCAGUAUAUGAUUAUCAAUCGCAACCCCCAAUGGACCCAAAUAAUCCAAAUAAUCGAUUUCACUAUCCUGAUCGGUUUAAUUAAAAUCCUUCAAAAAUGCUUAAAAAUGUUUUUUUAUUGUGUACCUUGUUUUUGUAUUUCAUUUUUUGUAUUGAUAUAUGAUAUAUAUGAUUAAUUAUAAUAAUUGUUUUGAUAUCUAAAGCCAUAUUAAGAUACUUGGUAAUUUGUUUAUGACGGUUGCUGUUACUUGCUCAGUGCAUAGACUUAUUAUAUCUAAAUAAGGUUUGAAAUGCAAAAAUUAAUUUUGCAAUAAAAAUAAAAAAUAAAAAUUUUAAAUGCAUUGUUACUUAUCAUUUAAGUAUAUUUGAUUUUCUUAUCAUAUAGAUAAUAUUAUCUAAAUAAUAUGUAAAUAAAUUGUAAUGAUCAUGCACAGCUACAACUUAAAAUCCUAUAAAUUAAACACUUAGCAGGCUCUAAAUCAAACGGUUUCCUUUAUGAAUUAUAGUAAUUACUAAUAUGAACCAUUAAAUGUAUCAAAUUACUUACACAAACUACGCAAUUAUUCAAGAUAUAAUGUUCAAUUAGCCUAUACUGGCACACGUCUGAUGCGUGGGCUCGUAGAUAGUAAUCAUCAGUUAUCACUAUUUCUUGCAGCACUAAUUAUAAAGAGCAUGCUAAAUUUUGACGAAACUCAUAGACCAUUGUUAAUUUUUUUAAUAAUUCGUCCUUUACGGUGUUUUAAUUUUUAAUCGAUUAAAGGGCCUCGCUACGGUUAUUAUUGAAGGGACAACAUUUAGGCAAUUUAUAAUCUUUGGUCUUUGUCCAAAGAUUUAAUUUAAGGAAGUAACGACAUUAAAAAAGACUUUUACGGGUCUUCUGGUAUCCUUUGUCGAUUUUCUAAUAUUUUCAGUAAAGAAGAUCCAAAAUUUUCAGUCUUUGGAUUUUUUUUUUGAAUUUUUUAUGUGAUGGCUGCUGUCCCUCUGAGUCAGAAUUUUCCAUUAUCUCCUCCACACUAAUAUUUUUCCCACAACCAAAUCCGUCUCUUCGGUCACCUCAACUUCAGAUGCUUCGUCUUCACUUAGUUCCACAUUACUUUCAGUCCUUUAAAAAUAUGUUAAUUGUAUAAAAUUUAUAAUAUUUAAAUAGUUGAAUCAUGAUUAAUAUUAAUAUAUUA